Messenger RNA from Chrysochloris asiatica (Cape golden mole), 2220 nucleotides. Its product is annotated as leucine-rich repeat-containing protein 37A-like. The coding region runs from base 1 to 2220 and encodes 739 amino acids. NCBI's taxonomy places the organism in Eukaryota, Metazoa, Chordata, Mammalia, Afrosoricida, Chrysochloridae. The transcript has a single exon. The record is from RefSeq and is a predicted model, not a curated record.
AUGUUGCCCAAUGUCACAGUUAAACCUCUGGAUCUGGAGUUUACCAUAACUUCAGAAGCCACUACAGAGGUUCCACCACCAGUCCAGCAGGAAACCACAACUCAAUCUCCAGAGCUCCUUGAUGAGAUUGAACCUAUUCCAAGCCAGCUGGUGGCCCCAACUCAAACUCCAGAGCAUCCUACAGAGGAUGAACCUUCUCCAAACCAGCAAGAAGAGUCAUCACAGACUCCAGAGUCCACUGAGAAGGUUGAACCUUCUCCAGUCCAGGAGGAGGGCCCAACAAAGCCUGCAGAUCCCACUGAAGAGGUCCAACUUACUUCAGGCCAGCAAGAAGCCACAGUCCAUCUUCCAGAGGAACCUGAGGAGGAUGAACCUCCUCCAAACAUGCAGGAGACCCCACCUGAGACUUCAGAGCCUCCUACAGAGGUGGUAACUCAACAUCCAGGGGAUCAUGCAGCAACAGUUUUACCUAUAGGUCAGAAUGAAGCUCAGUAUCCAACAGUGCCCCAAACCACAGUUAAACAUCUGGAUCUGGAGCUUACAAUAACUUCACAACCCACUACAGAGGCAGGACCUUCCCCAAGCCAGCUAGAGGCUUCAUCCCAACCUCCAGUUGAACCUUCUCUAUUCCAUCAGGAAGCCUCAGUUCAGCCUCCAGAACACUUUGAGGAAGUAAACCCUUCUUCAGCUCAGCAAGAGGUGCUAGCUCAACCUCCAGAAUCCCCUGUGCAGGCAGAGAUUUCUCCAGCCCAGCAGGAGGCCCCAGCUCAGUCUCCUGAGCCCCCUAAGGAAAUCGAGCCUUCUCCAGGCCAGCAGGAGGCCCCAACUCAAUCUCCUGAGCCUCUUAUGCAGACAGAACCAUCUCCAAUUCAGCAAGAGGCCCCAUCUCAGCAUCCAGCCCCCCAUAAGGAUGUUGAGCCUUCUCUAGCCCAAGAGAGCUCUGUUCAGUCUCCUGAGCCUCCUAUGCAGAUAGAACCUUCUCCAACCCAGCAAGAGGCCUCAUCUCAGCUUCUAGAGCCCCUUAAGGAAGUUGAACCUUCUCCAGUCCAGCAGGGAUUCUCCACUCAGUCUCCUGGACCACCUAUGCUGGUAGAAGCUUCUUCAACUCAGCAGGAGAUCCCAUCUCAGCCUCCAGGGCCCCCUAAGGAAAUUGAACCUUCUCCACUCCAGCAGGGAGUUGAAACUCAGGCUCCUGAGUCCCCUAUGCAGGUCGAACCUUCUUCAACUCAACAGGAGAUCCUAUUUCAGCCUACAGAGCCUCCUAAAGAAGUUGGGCUUUCUCCUACUCAGGAGAUUCCACCUCAGUCUCCAGAACUACCUAACGGGACACCAUAUCCAGUACAGCAGGAGGUCUCCAAUCCACCUCCACAGCCCCCUGAAUUAGUAGGCCAACUUUCUCUAGUCCAGCAGGAAACACCUACUCCAUUUAAAGAGCCCCCUGCAAAUGCAGAGCAGGAGAUGCCAACUGCACCUCCAGAACCCCCUAAGGAGAUAGAACCUUCUCCAGUCCAGAUGGAGUCUCCAGCUCUACCUCCAGAGUCCUCUGAGAAUAACCCACCAUCUCUAGCCCAACAGGCAGCCUCUGCCCUGCCUGCAGAACCCCCUAAAGUGGUUGAACCUUCUUCAAUCCAGCAAGAAGUCCCAGUUUCACCGUCAGGUGAAAUAGAGCCUUCUCCAUCCCUGCAGGAAGUCCCACCUCAGGUUCCUGAGCCCUCUAAGGAGGCUGUGCCUUCUCCAACCCAGCAGGAGGUACAAGUGCAUCCUUCAGAGCCCCAUAAAGAGAUGGUGCCUUCUGCAGUCCAGCAGGAGACUCCAUAUCAGCCUCCUAUGUCUGCUAAUGAGGUGGAAUCUUCAAUCCAGCAGGAAUCUCCAACACAGUCUUCAGAGCCUACUGAGAUGGUGGAAUCUUUGACAACCCAACAGUGGACCCCAGCUCAACCUCUGGAACCUCCUAAGGAGGGUGUGGCUCAACAUCCAGUGUUCGAUGAGGUGACAAUUCCACCAACAGGCCAAUAUCAAGCUCAAUACUUAAGCCUACCCAGCGUCACAGCUCAACAUAUUGACCUGGAGCUUACCAUAACCCCAGAACACACUAUGGAAGUUGAGCAUUCUACAACCCCACAGAAAACUAUAACUCCUCCAAAUUGUCCUGAGGUGACACUUGUACAUUCAGAGCAGGUUCAGGCUCAGCAGCCAAACCUGACUGAAGUCACAGUUUAA